Messenger RNA from Phytophthora nicotianae INRA-310, 2007 nucleotides. RefSeq lists its product as hypothetical. The transcript has a single exon. The coding region runs from base 1 to 2007 and encodes 668 amino acids. Lineage: Eukaryota; Oomycota; Peronosporomycetes; Peronosporales; Peronosporaceae. The record is from RefSeq and is a predicted model, not a curated record.
AUGGCGUCUUCGUUCGCUCUGAGUCCGAUUCAGCCACGAACCAAGCUCGCAGGAAUGGGUUCGCUUGAUCCAUUGGCAUUGAUUGCAGCACGAAGACGGCGGAAAGAGACUGUCAAUGAACGGGUAGAGCAUAUCCUACGAGGAGCGUUGCGCGACGCGGAGGAAGAAGCUUUACAAGAGCGUGAAGGCGACCCAGAAACUCGCGGACGAGCACUGCAGCGGUCCCAUCAAUUAGCCGCGUUAUACACAACUUCGACAAGUAAUAGAUUCCUACGUUCUCGAGCGAAACGAGAUGCAUCGCUGCAACGUAUUAAAGAAACGAAGCCCAACCACGAUUCUGAGAUACAAGAACGAUCAAAAACAGAGUCGGAGUAUGCUGGAAGUGUGAUCGGAGAAGGCAACGAGAGCGAUAACAGUGACGAUGACUCCGUCGCUGGAAUAGGGAUGAUACUCACUUCUCCCAUUAAACUAAGUUUGUCAACCGAGUCAUCGAUUUCGAUAGGGAUGUCACCUGUUAAGCUCAAGCCAUGGUACGGCUCCAGCCGCACUGCAUCUUUGAAGGAGCAACUACCACCCGGCAUCACUCUUGAUGCUAAGCUGCGUCGAUACGGAGCUCGAGGCACUGCAAAACUUAAUGGUUGGCGGUCUCAAGACGCUCUGGAACCGCUUUCUCCGAAUCAUUCAGUGGCUCCGAUUGAUGAAUUUGUGUCCGGAAUUAGCGGUUCACCUUCGCUGUGGCCUCCAGAGACGUUCCAUCCUAGUGGCUCUCGCCUUCGAGUAACAAUGACACGAUGUCCGUCGUCUCCUAUCGCAGUUCCUGUUGAGGUUUCUAACACUCAGAAUUUCGUUAAUCCACUCUGCCAGCCACACAGAGAAAUACAAGAAGCUUUACAACAGAAAGCAACGCAGAAAUUACAGACUUUGUACAAACAAGAGAAGAGAAUUGCACGCCAGGAGAAGAUACAAAACCAACGAAGUAUGACCGAGUGGCAAAGCCGUACACUGCACUUCGAGGCUACCUCUGAGCUGGCUGAUCAUCGAGAACAACAGAAGGCUGAUCCCCAGCUCCGUCACCGACGUACUCAAGUCUCAGCUAUAGUCCAGACACCAGGGUAUUCUCCUGAGAAGCAGCGUAGCAAGGAGUCCAGCGAGCUGUAUAAAAAGCGGUUCAAACUUCGUUGGCGAUCAUUUGCUAGACUUCUGGAUGCUAUGCGACGAACUCCGUGCAGACGACCAGUGUUACAAGACAUGGAGAAGUUGUUCGCGUUGGCUAGAGAGCUGGGGGCACUCAAUGCGCUAGGAAUAUGCACGCUUUCUCGAGCUCAAUUCACACUGUUGAUCACGAGGGAGUUCCCGUUAUGUGAGCUGAAGCACGUGAACCGCUUGUUCUCUUCCUAUGACUGGAAGAUUCGAGACUCUGUGGAUACACGCAUUGUUCUAGGUACUCUACGUGCGAUGCGUGUUCAGCAAGGUGAACCUGUAGAGCUGAUUUGUGCUUCGCUACGAGACUUUGAUGGUACCAGUGACAAGAAUGUGGAUGAUAACAAGGCCAUGGUGUCAGAUGGGGUCCCUCUGAUCAAAGCACUGUCGCUGUGCUGUAGUAGCGACGAGGAAGAGAAAGAUAUGGAGACGAGAGCGGAAGCUAUUUGGACGACAACGCUAUCUUGGCAACGGCAGAUUCUAUCGCGACGUCUGCAUGGAGGCGCUAGAUACAACGUGUGGAAGGCAAAACAAGGAACGUCGAUCGUGAGUAAGAGUACAAUGUCACGGAACAGCGGAGACGAUGACGGAAUGGAGAAAGUCAAAGAAGAAGAAGAUGAUGAAGAGGAUAGCAAGGAGGAAACACCAGAACUCACGCAGUUAGUUGAUGAAUCCCGAGUACCAGUACGUCGUAUACGCGAAGCUCUCAAGCGAGAACGAGAGACGCUGGAAAUUUUCACGCAACAACUAUUACAACGCCGUCACGAGUGUUUGUUGGGCGCCAAUGUGUGCUCUCCUAGGACAUAA